This is a messenger RNA of Gekko japonicus, 496 nucleotides long. RefSeq names its product ribosomal protein S13 (gene RPS13). Gene Ontology annotation, cellular component: ribosome; cytosolic small ribosomal subunit; nucleolus. Lineage: Eukaryota; Metazoa; Chordata; Lepidosauria; Squamata; Gekkonidae. The record is from RefSeq and is a predicted model, not a curated record. Gene Ontology annotation, biological process: translation. The transcript has 5 exons. Gene Ontology annotation, molecular function: small ribosomal subunit rRNA binding; structural constituent of ribosome. Bases 73 to 495 code for a protein of 140 amino acids.
GACGUCAUUUCCGACGGGAGAAGGUUGAUCUGUGCCGUCGGCGGGCGCUGCUCUUUCUCUUCCGUCGCCAUCAUGGGCCGCAUGCACGCUCCAGGGAAGGGUUUAUCCCAGUCUGCCUUGCCAUAUAGGCGAAGUGUACCCACUUGGCUGAAACUUACUUCUGAUGAUGUCAAAGAACAGAUUUACAAGUUGGCUAAAAAAGGCCUGACUCCCUCGCAGAUUGGUGUGAUCCUGAGGGACUCCCAUGGAGUUGCCCAAGUCCGUUUUGUGACCGGCAACAAAAUUCUAAGAAUUCUUAAAUCCAAGGGGCUUGCUCCUGAUCUUCCAGAGGACCUUUACCACUUAAUCAAAAAGGCAGUUGCUGUUCGUAAGCAUCUCGAAAGGAACCGGAAGGAUAAAGAUGCCAAAUUCCGACUCAUUUUGAUUGAGAGCAGAAUUCACAGACUGGCUCGUUACUACAAGACCAAGAGAGUACUGCCACCCAAUUGGAAGUAGU